GUCUGGUCCUCCUGCUUCCUGGAGGAGGAAUGGAUCGAUGAUCGCUGAUCACUGAUCCGGCCCUGCGUGUCCGUGGAGGGGGGAAUCUGACCCAACUCAUCCGCGGAAACACUAAGAGUCGCCGCACGCUGAAGAAGUGAUGUCUUCUGAGACCAAACCUGCAGAGGACGGAGCCUCCUUCUCAUCCAAGGUCAUCGGCAUCGUGUUUGUCAUCCUGCUGCUGGACCUGCUGGGAUUUACGCUGAUUCUGCCUCUGCUGCCCUCCAUCUUGGACCACUACGCACAAACAGGGGAUGUCACGUAUCAGUCCAUGCAGACGCUCGUGGACUGGUUCAGGGAGGCGGUUGGGAUUCCUCUAGAAAAGAAGUACAACAGUGUCCUGUUUGGAGGUCUGAUCGGGUCGCUGUUUUCACUGCUGCAGUUCCUGUCCUCCCCUGUGACGGGGGCUCUGUCGGACCAUCGGGGCAGACGACCCCUGCUCAUUCUCACCACGUUAGGCCUCAUGUCCUCCUAUGCAGUCUGGGCCGUUUCCCGAAGCUUCAACAUGUUCCUUUUGUUUCGUGUAAUUGGGGGCAUUUGUAAGGGCAACGUCAGCCUCUGCACUGCCAUUGUGGCCGACUUGCCUUGUCCGAAAGCACGGAACAGAGGAAUGGCGAUGAUCGGGAUAGCAUUCUCCCUGGGCUUCACCGUUGGACCCCUGAUGGGGGCCUACUUUGCCGUCAGCUCCAGGACGCCGGGAGACGUCUUCUACCAGACGCCGGCGCUGCUCGCCUUGGCCUUCAGCGUGGCUGACGUGCUCUUCAUCUGGCUGAUGCUGCCGGAGACGCUAACCAAGGACAGUAAGGUUUCUUCUGCUGGGUCUGGGGACUCCUGGGACCUGCUCAGUCCGCUCUCCCUGUUCCUCUUUGCAGCCGUCACCAGGACAAAAGACCCCCCUUCAAAAGAAAGAAUGAAGAAGCUCCAGCUGCUGGGCCUGGUUUAUUUCUGCUACCUCUUCCUGUUCUCCGGCCUGGAGUUCACGCUGAGCUUUCUGACUCACCAACGCUUCCAGUUUACAAGCAUGCAGCAAGGAAAGAUGUUCUUCUUCAUCGGCGUGGUCAUGGCCGUGAUUCAGGGCGGCUACGCUCGCAGAAUCAAACCUGGACAACAUAUCGGAGCCGUUCGUGUGGCAAUCUUAAUGUUGAUCCCAGCAUUCAUCCUCAUCGGGUUGUCCAGGAACAUGACGGUGCUUUAUGCCGGCUUGGCGUUAUACGCCUUUGCGGCUGCAUUAGUAGUGCCCUGCCUGUCGACGCUCGUCUCCGACCACGGUUCGGCCAAUCAGAAAGGCACCGUGAUGGGGAUCCUGCGUAGCUUGGGUGCCCUGGCCAGAGCACUUGGACCAGUUGUGUCUUCCUCUGUUUAUUGGAUCGCCAGCGCACAAACCUGUUAUCUUAUCUUAGCGGCGUCUUUCGUGAUACCCCUCACCCUGCUGAGUAAAACCCGGAGGCUGAAGGACGAAUGAGCAGUACGACUUUUAAAAGGACUUUAGUUUUGUUGCCUGAAAGGAUUAUGAUGUUUACCUCCUCCGGCAUAGAAAGCACUGAGUGGUUAUACGGCCAUUGAACAAUCAUUGGGAUAUUUUUUUUAAAUUUUUUUUUUUAUGCUGUUGACCAAAUAUUAUUCUAUGAGACAGAAAACAAUAGAACAAGGCCAAAAUAAGAAAUAUAAUGUUAUUUGCACAUAUAGACUCUAUAGGUUAGGGGGAACUACGAAUAACUUUUAUACUUCUAGAACUUGAAUCUCUUUUUUUAAAAGAUUAUUUUAUUAAACACUCAGAUUUUGUAUUUUACCCUGCAGCAUGUUAUUUUUUACUUGAAACAUGUUUAUAUUCUU
This is a messenger RNA of Cololabis saira (Pacific saury), 1872 nucleotides long. RefSeq names its product major facilitator superfamily domain containing 10 (gene slc75a1). NCBI's taxonomy places the organism in Eukaryota, Metazoa, Chordata, Actinopteri, Beloniformes, Belonidae. The record is from RefSeq and is a predicted model, not a curated record. Gene Ontology annotation, biological process: transmembrane transport. Gene Ontology annotation, cellular component: brush border membrane. The transcript has 13 exons. Gene Ontology annotation, molecular function: transmembrane transporter activity. The coding region runs from base 140 to 1501 and encodes 453 amino acids.